This is a messenger RNA of Pseudomassariella vexata, 576 nucleotides long. RefSeq names its product NifU-like N terminal domain-containing protein. Gene Ontology annotation, molecular function: 2 iron, 2 sulfur cluster binding; ferrous iron binding. Gene Ontology annotation, cellular component: mitochondrial matrix; cytoplasm. The record is from RefSeq and is a predicted model, not a curated record. NCBI's taxonomy places the organism in Eukaryota, Fungi, Ascomycota, Sordariomycetes, Amphisphaeriales, Pseudomassariaceae. Bases 1 to 576 code for a protein of 191 amino acids. Gene Ontology annotation, biological process: iron-sulfur cluster assembly; intracellular iron ion homeostasis. The transcript has 2 exons.
AUGUUCUCCCGCGCAGUAUCGACAACAGCUCGCCGAGCUCUUACCUCGGCACGGCCUUUGGUCACCCGCCAGCACCAAAUCGUUAACCCCAUCGCAAAUGUUGCCCGACGAUCAUACCACGAGAAGGUUUUGGACCACUACAGCCGCCCCCGCAAUGUCGGCAGCAUGUCAAAGAUGGACGUCAACGUGGGCACCGGUCUCGUGGGCGCACCGGCAUGCGGCGACGUCAUGAAGCUGCAAAUUCGCGUCGACCCCGAGAAUAACACCAUUGCCGACGUCAAGUUCAAGACAUUCGGGUGUGGCAGUGCGAUUGCGAGUUCGAGCUAUCUGACCGAGCUGGUUCGCGGCAUGACUCUGGAGGAGGCGGGCAGGAUCAAGAACACAGAGAUUGCCAAGGAACUUUGCUUACCCCCGGUCAAAUUGCACUGCUCCAUGCUGGCUGAGGAUGCCAUCAAGUCCGCCAUUUCCAACUACUACACCAAGAAUCCCAACGCAAAGAAGACGAAUCUCGCGGGUACUGGACAGUCGCUGUCCAUUGGCGACACUGCUGCUGCAACUGCUGCCGCUGCUGCAUGA